AUUAAUAGUAUACGAAUAUGUAGACCCGGCUGCAGUGGCGCGUGGGACCACACUUCCAUCGGGAUUCGCCCCGUGGAAGUAAGGAAGACACAGUUUUCAAAAGUCACAAGUAGCGGACCCAACAUUUCUACCCAAAUCCCCCGCCUCGUCUUUGCUUCGCUUUUAACCACCGUUCGAUCUCAAAAACAUAUCGCCAACUUCCCACGCUCACUCUCCCUUCUCUUUCACUCACUCCCCCAACAAAACACCCCAAAAAAAGCCGCGUCUUUUGUUUGUCACUUGAUUGUUUCCUUCCUCUUUUGGCGCUGAUAUAAUGAACAAAAAUGAUUUUUUUUUUUGGGAGAGGGAAGAAAAAGAUUGGUGAUUGCUUUUUUUAAGAGAGUUAUUUGUUCUUUGUUCUCAGUUGGCGGUAAUUCUUAGUUCUUUGCUUUGCUUAGAAUCUACGUUUUUGAGCUUGUUUGGCGCUUGGGAUUUUCGCCGACUUAUUUCUCUCUGUAAUCGUGAUCUUUCUCGAUAUCGACGAGGUAUUCGAGAUUUACGUCAUUUUCUUCAACCUGCAUUGCCUCCAUUUCUACCUGCUGAGAUGUUUUGGUAGAGCACAAGAAUUUAUCCGAUACCAUUUGAUAGAAGAAAAGCUAAUGAAUACUUAACCCCGGCGGGACAUGGGAUUUGGUUCAGUGUCAAAAAAGAGUUCAAACCCGCAGCAAAAUUCAAAGAUAGGGAAGGAGAAAGCUGAGUUGCCUCAAGCAAACCUGAGGUUAAAGAAUCAAGGCGAGUUAAAAGUGAAGAAUGGUAUUACUUUUUCAUAUGGUAAUCCACCAGGUGAACUAGGAAAAUAUCAAAUACACAGCACCUUCGUCCAAACAAAAUCCUUAGGGGAUUACCAGGGCCAGCCUCUCAAGGGCAAGCCAACAAAAGAGGAGGAGCUUGUCAGGUACAUGUCAAACUUGCCAGGUUACCUACAGCGUGUAGACACUGGAGAAAACCUUCAAGAGAAGGCAUUGAAUGUGGGAGUUCUGGAUUGGGCACGUUUAGAAAAAUGGAAGUACCAGCAAAGGCAUAUCCCGACAAUAACUGGCAAUGAUGUAUCAUCCACAAGCACCAAUUCAUCAUUGAAAACAAAGACCAAGUCAUCUGCCCUUUCUAGUGCAGUUCCCAAGGAUGCUUAUGCCAAUAAAAGUAAGCAACACUCUUCAACUUGCUCCAGUCUUAGCUCAUCUCAUGAGGAUGGCUUUCCCCGAGGUGCAAAACCAUCUACUCAGAAGGUUAGACACUUUCAAGAUACUGCUUUCAAGAGCACCGUGGAUCAGCAGAAGAAGACACCCAAGACACAUACAUCCUUUGGCAAAACUUAUUCAGAUGUAGUCCUUGAGAAGGGAAAGAAAAAAGUCUUAGAUCAGAAAAUCGCUUCUGAAAUGGGAAAUAUUUCAUCAAACAUGAGAAACCUUUGGGCCUCACCUCUGCCAAAUGAAACUGCAAUUGCUGGUGAGGGUGGAGCAGCUAAGAGAGUAGAGCAAAGGCUGGAAAUUGAUGUGAAUAAAAAGGACUUGGAUCAGAAGAAUACUUUAGAUGUGGAGGCUUCUUCAUCCAAAUCAGGAAAUUAUGCAGUUUCAUUGGGUUCUAGGAAAAAGUUGAGUGCUGAGAGCGACAAAACUGAGAAGAAAGAGACCCAGGAAUCAGAAAUUGGCCUUACUCAUCAACAUUCUCCUGGUGAGUGCAAGAAUGUUGCUCUUCAUCUUCCAAGAUCCUACCGAAAUAGCUUUUUUGAAGAACCCCGAGAAUUAUUGGAUGAGACUUUGAAUGAAGCAAAUCGGAAUAGUUUUUCCUAUGAUUUCCUUCAGAAGGUUCACUUUGGGGAAUUAUGUUCUGAAGUCCCUCAUUCUUGUCCGCUUCCUUCUGAGAUGAUGGAACAGGGUCGGGAGCCUUCAUCUGAUGCAUCUCAUGGGUCAGCAUGCUCAAAUAACACAGGAAAUAUAAGAACUCAGGGCAUGUGUUCAGCAGAGAACAAGAUUAAAUCUCAGGAUGCUGAUAAUGAAACUUUAAAGAUACUGCAAGAAGAAAUGGCCGAACUGGCAACCAGAAAAAGCAGAACAAAUUCACCAAGUCGUCGUUUUAGUUUCAGCUUGAGUCGUAUUGGUAGAAGUUUUAGUUUCAAGGAAGGUUCUGCUGUCCCACAAUUGAGCUCCACUUAUGUUUCUGUCAGGUCUGGCCCAUUGAGAUCUGAUUCUUCUGUUUUUUCAGAUGACGCAAACAGAGAGAAGGUCCAUACCAGAACUAGGUCCAGCCCCUUAAGAAGGAUGCUAGACCCACUACUGAAGUCGAAGGGCUUAAAUUCCUUCCCUUUCACUGACACUGUUCAGCCAUUGAAAGGAAGCUUGAAUUCCUCUACUCCAAGGCCAGUUAAUACUAAUGAAUCCCUUCUGGAAGAAAAGUUUGGGUCAUCAACGGUUCAAGCUCUUCUACAGGUUACAAUAAAGAAUGGACUCCCACUGUUCAGAUUUGUUGUCGACAAUGGCAGUAACAUGCUUGCAACUACCGUGAAAAGCCUAUCAUCAACUGCCAAGGGGGAAUCUGAUCAGAAUUACAUAUUCUAUUGUGUUAGUAAAAUUAAGAAGAAGAGUGGCAGCUGGAUAAGUCAGGGAAACAAGGAAAAAAAUUGUGGCUACAUCUAUAAUAUUAUUGGACAAAUGAAGAUUUCCAACUCUCAUAUUUCAGACUUGACUGCACAGGACUCUUGUAAUCAGUAUCUGGUAAGAGAGUCUGUUCUGUUUGGCGUGGAGCAAAGACAAGCAGAUCAAGCAUCAGCAAAGUUUACAGCAAAAACGGAGCUUGCUGCUGUUGUAAUCAAAAUGCCUGGUAAGACCAAUGAUGUACAAGAGGGUGAUAACAACAAAAUGAAGAAAGGCUUUUCAGAAUGUUUGGCUACGGAUAGAUUCACUUGCGACUCUGUGGAAAUUGCAAGCUUUAAUGGUACUAUUGUCAUACUUCCUGGUGGUGUCCAUAGCUUGCCAAUCAAAGGAAUACCUUCCCCAUUGAUUGAACGAUGGAAAUCUGGUGGAUUAUGUGACUGUGGAGGUUGGGACGUUGGUUGCAAAUUAUGUAUUCUCUCCAACCAGUACAGCAGAUGCUGUAAGAUUUCAAGGACAUGUCAAGCUUGCCUAAACCCCAACCGACUUGAACUCAAUGUGCAGGGAGAAGCACAAAAGAACAGGCCUACCUUUAGCUUGGUUCCACAUAAGAAUGGAAUCUACACAAUUGAGUUCAGUUCAUCAAUCACUGCAUUACAAGCUUUCUUUAUUUCUAUAGCAGUUAUAAGCUGUCAAAAAUCGUCUGGUCUGCCAGAAUUCAGUUACCUGUCCAAUGGAAAAGUUAUAAAGGAGACCGUGGUGAAUGGCAGCCGUGGGAUGGAGAACAAACCAGCCAUCGUUCUUGGAACCAUGCCUGCAAAAUAUGCUCCUAACCCUCCUCAUUCCCCUGUUGGGAGAGUAUAGUUUCAAACGUGGGACGUGCUUUGUUUUUCAGGUAUAAUUCUCAAGUCUUAGAAUUGCUACAACGGGAAGCCGGGUUUAACUCUUGAAAAGUGCAUCCUACGUUGACAAUCAAUCAUUAAUGAGACGUACAGGGAAUCAGGGUAUAGGCUUGUUAGACAUUGUUAAUCAUCAUGAUUUUGUAAUAGGUGCACGACAUUACCAACAGAUCACUUGUAUAAAAGAAAUAAAAUUGGCAAUUUAAUAAAGCACUCACUGUUUUAAUCAAGUGAGUUUUUCUGUGUUGGAAAAUGCUUAUACUUUUUGAAGCAGGGAGACAACCUUGUUAUGAUCAUAAAGCAACUUGACUACAUUAACUGAACAACGUCCACGGCAGCAGCAGAGAUCCAAGGAAAGAAACGAGGGAAGGUUGAUGAAACACGAAGUUAAAAGCCCCUGGUAAUAGUAUUUACAAUUUAAUAUACCGUAUCAAGCUGAGAAGUCUGAGAGUAACUACGGCCGAAAGAACUGGGAUAAGCAAACCCCCAUUUUAGAAAUAGAACAGCCUUUAAUGAAAUGACUUGAUUUAUGUAAGAAACGAGGGACGUGAUGAAACACGUAGUUAAAAGCCCUUUAUCUAGUCCCCUGGUAAGAGUAUUUACUAUUUAAU
Molecule: messenger RNA, 4137 nt
Organism: Durio zibethinus
Lineage: Eukaryota; Viridiplantae; Streptophyta; Magnoliopsida; Malvales; Malvaceae
Source: RefSeq, a predicted model, not a curated record